AUGAGCUUUCUCAGGCCAGGUAUAGGGCCUUCUACUAAAACUCCUCCAACCACAGCUUCCAAUCCUCACGCGCGCCUGGUAUUUCAUCCAGCUUUGGGGACUCAAGAUAGUGUAUUGACCUUCAGAAUCCUGCGCUUUCUGCGACCAGUACCACCAGGAGCUCGACCUACGAAGCUGCUGGCAUACCUGUGUCGACCAAAUCUGCGAACACGGAUAUUUGUCCCAAUAUCCAAGCAAGCUGAUGAUGAACCGCUUCCACUGUACCUCGAUCUCCAUGGCGGAGGGCAUGCCUUGAUGUUUGCGGAAUUUGAUGACGAGAUCUGUGCUACGAUUGCGAAUCGUUUCAAUGUUAUCGUUGUGGGCAUUGAAUAUAGCCUGACCCCAUCGAAUAGAUUUCCGGCACUGACAAACGAUGUUGUCGCCGUUGCACAAGCCACAACUGACAACCCCGAUCUCAAUAUUGACAAGUCGCGUAUAGUAUUGGGAGGUUUCAGUGCAGGAGGAAAUUUGGCUUUCUCUGCCGCUCAGGUCCCUCAAUUGCGGGAGAAACUGAAGGGAGUGGUAGCUUGGUAUCCGGUCAUGGACUUCACGCUCACACCGGACGAGAAGAAAGCCUCGCGACCCUAUCGUAAUGCAAAGGACUUGGAUGAUCUACCGGAUUUUGGACCAGUAUUCGAGCGUAAGGACGAUAUCCCCAAAUGGAUAUAUAUAAUCGGGGCAGAGUACGACAUGCUAGCCAAGGAGGCCAGGGGUACAGUUUUUGACCUUGCCGGGCUGAAUGAACAGGAACGGGAAGAAGGAAUGUAUGGUUUCGAAAAGGAUAGCUAUAAGUGGACACUGGUAAAGGAUGUUCGGCAUGGCUUCACUCACGGCAUGAUGGACGGCAAAGGACCUGAUGCCGACGCUAUCCGGAAGCUUCGAAUGGAUGAAAUACUAGAGCAGGUGGGUGAGUGGCUUUUCAAAAGGCCGUUUUCCAAAAAUUGA
This is a messenger RNA of Sclerotinia borealis F-4128, 984 nucleotides long. NCBI's taxonomy places the organism in Eukaryota, Fungi, Ascomycota, Leotiomycetes, Helotiales, Sclerotiniaceae. The record is from the annotation of a GenBank genome assembly.